UAUUAUUUUUUUGUCUUUUUUUAAAAUUAAUUUUUGUCCUCAUAUGCAUUUAUGUGCCUGGACACAUGGAAGGAUGCCCUCCCCUAUCAGAAAAACAUGCUCCCUGACUCCCUCUGACAGAUCUCGAAAUCAUUUGACCUGAAGCACGUCUGCUCGCACCAAGCCAGGAUAAGAACCUGUGGCAGGUAUCAGGGAUCUCAAAGGAAACAGCAGCACAAAAAGAGGACAAAAAUCUUAAAACCUUUAAAAAAAAAUCUUCUCAAUGAGAUUAUCUUAAUCAAACUUUGUCACGGAUUACAUCUAUAAGGUAUCACUGAUAAGAAAACCAUCUAAGAUUCUAUCUCAGAUCUUUGGCACCAUGGCUGAGCGGCAGGACUACCUGGAGGACGGAAGCCCUCUUAUCAAAGCAGCCGAGUUGGGCAAGAUGCGUCUGGUUCGGCUGCUGGUGGAAGGGGGCGCACAAGUCAACGAGCGCAACCAACGAGGUGAGACACCUCUUCUAGCUACAUGCCGAGCACUGAGGGCUGACCAGUCUGGAAACACUACCUCUCUGAGGCUCAUCCGUUUCCUUCUCCAACACCACGCUGAUCCCAACGCCCAGGACAAGUCUGGACGCACACCCCUCAUGUACGCUUGUAUGGAGCAUGCUGGAGCCGAGGUGGCUGCAGCCCUGAUUUCUGCUGGUGCUGACCCUAGCAUGGAGGACUAUGCUGGUGGUUCUGCCCUGGUCUAUGGCAUCAACGCCCGUGACCAAGAUACUAUCCAUGUGUUGCUUGAUGCUUGCAGGGCUAAGGGGCGUGACAUCAUCAUCAUCUCCACAGAUCUAAGCACAGGUGGUGCCACUGUUAGCCAACGCUAUCUGAACAUACCUCUGUCACCUGACACCUCACCUGUCACCUGCAUGUCGCCCUCUGACAUUGAGCUCAAGACAGGGUCACCAAACUCUGAGACUGAGGGAGAGGGUAUCUUCAAUUUCAGAGCUUCAGGAAGGAAGGGGAGCAGAGCAGCCUCACCUCUAUUUCUAGAACACCUCAGUUGCACGUAUGAAGAAAGGAUUACGAAGGGAGCUGUGCAGAAAGAAGAUGAUAAAGAGGUGCAGCACAGCAGCCAUGACUCCCAUGCUCGGCAAGUGGAUCUGACUAGCUCCUCUAAAGCUGCCAACCUCAAACCUGGAGGAACGUUUUUCAGGAACCAUGCAGAGAAUUUUGCUCCAGCAACUCAAGCACAUCUACAUAAUCGACGUAACACUUUACCUGCUCUUCCUGGGAAGAAUUUACUUCAGCUUCCCACCUUAUCACUCAAUCUCUCCAGCUCAGACACACACCUACAUGACCAGCCUUGCAAUAUAACACUACCGCCAGUUCCUACCAGCAGAAACCUCCACCAUUCCCCUAGCAACACCAGCUCCUGCUCUCUGGCACCUCCAGCUGCUCAAUGCGGAUUUAACACCAUGAGAAAAUGGAAACCACAAGAGCAGUUAAGUUUAAAGCCCCAGGCACGUAAUACUACCUUCUUACCUCCUCUCUCAGUCAGCUCCACUGCAAACACAUCCACGUGCUCUUGUGGUGACGAGGCAAGCACUGCUCCAAAAGCUGAAGAGACCAAAGGCCAUAGACAGGAAGGCACAAUCGGAGGUCGGAGGCCUCCACGUCGCCACUCCAUUCAGCUGGAGCAGAUGAGACAGGAAGGUGGUACUGACAAGAUCCUCUUCAUUUUGUGAAAGUCAAACCUCUGAAUACCGCCACACAACGCAAGUAAAACUGAGCAAGUACACUGAUGAAUAGAAAAGCACACAACACAUGUAUUGGUUCUUUAUAAUUAUUCAGAUGCGAUAUAAAGGAACAUCAAAUAUGUGUUGUAUAUUAUGUGUUUAAAGAUAUACAACUGUUUAUACUUUAAGCUUAUCUUUUAACUUUGAAGGUGUGUGGGAACUUUUGUAUACCCUUAGGACAAAUUGAAUAAUCUACUUGAAUUGAAAAAGACAUUAAUAGUGUUAGGUUUUUAAAAAAUGUAUUUAAAUAUCACAAAUAUUUUCAUCUCCUAUUCUGAAUAUAUAAAUAUUCUCUAAUAACUUUAUGACUGGUCCCUUGAACAUAUUUUGCCCUUCUAAUGUAAUUUGUCCAUUGGCUGUGCACUCAACUUUUGCACUCAACUGUAAGUCAUGAUUCAAAGUAUAGUAAAUCACAUUAAGGUUUUGACUGAUUUAUUUAUUUUUUUAAAAUGUAAUUAAAUUAUGUAAAAUAUACCACUCAUAAACCUG
Messenger RNA from Ictalurus punctatus (channel catfish), 2260 nucleotides. RefSeq names its product ankyrin repeat, SAM and basic leucine zipper domain-containing protein 1. The coding region runs from base 359 to 1720 and encodes 453 amino acids. The record is from RefSeq and is a predicted model, not a curated record. Gene Ontology annotation, molecular function: protein binding. NCBI's taxonomy places the organism in Eukaryota, Metazoa, Chordata, Actinopteri, Siluriformes, Ictaluridae. The transcript is spliced from 2 exons.